CUCAAAUCAGAACCUGAAUCUCAACAAAAAACAACUUCCCAACCAGAAAACACCUGUUUGUACAAAAAAGUUUUAAAAACUAAGUCAACUUGAUCCCUUAACAUUUGAGCUUGCCUUCAUAAGUUGAAUAUGAAAACUUCACUUGAAGAUCAGCCACCUGCACAUGUUGCAAUUGAGACACAGGAAAGUUAUGAGACGAAGAAUGAUCGAGAAAUGGAAGCUAAUAAUAUCACAAACAGCAAUGAGGAUGAGAUGAUGAAGCAGCCAUUAUUUAACCGCAUGAUUUUCAGAAUGGCUUUAGCUGAAGCAAUAGGGAGCUUUAUAAUUGUUUUCUCCGUAUCUGCAAUCCUGGCAAGCUUAGAGUUAAUGGGAACAAAAGGAGGCCUAAUGGAAUAUGCAGCAACAGCAGGCCUAAGUGUUGUCAUUGUCGUUUUCGCGUUUGGCGAAAUCUCUGGAGCUCAUGUUAACCCUGCAGUCACUAUGGCAUUUGCAGUAGUUGGUUCAUUUCCCUGGUUUUCGGUGUUAGUGUAUAUUAUAGCACAAUUUGGAGGUUGUGUGUUGGGAAGCUUUGCUGGAAGGAUAAUAUAUGGCAUAAAUCUGGAACUUUUGAUGACAAAACCACCCCAAGAAGGAUGGGCUGCAGCUUUCUUUGUAGAAUUCAUGGCAACAUCAAUCCUUGUGUUUUUAGCUGCAACAUUCUCAAGUAACACACAACCAGUGGGGAAAUUGGCUGGAUUUGUGAUGGGAACAGCUAUUGGACUUGGAGUGAUACUCACAGGGUACAUCAAUUACUCUCACAUAAUGACAUCAAACAUAUUUUUUUAUCUUCUUUUAAAAUAAACAUGACUGGUAUUUUGGGACGUGAAAUAAGCAGUAUUUUACACAAUUUUCAACUAAUUUUCAUGCAUCUUUUGCUCUUGUAGGCCUAUUUCAGGAGGAUCAAUGAACCCUGCCAGAUCAUUUGGACCUGCAGUUUUGACAUUGGAUUUUGAUCGGUUGUGGAUCUAUCUUGUUGCCCCAACCCUAGGAGCCAUUUUUGGUGGCGUUUUGUAUCGGGCUCUUCGACUUCAAGGCUGGGCUUGCCAUCCUUCUUCCGAAGAGUAGUAAUUAAACGCGAUAUAUAAUCGUCAAGUCAAAUAUUUUAUCGGAUGGUUAUGAACCGGUAAUUAUGUUGUAUAUGCAAGCAUUGGAUGAUAAUGGAAAAGUCCAAUAUAUUUAUAGCUAAUUUAAAAGUUUGAUUUACCACAUUGUUUACUUUGCCUUUGAACAAAUCUGUGCACUGAUGACAUUGAAGAAGCCAAUCCAUUUCAAAGAAAACUGUUGAAGGCAAUAAAUUACAAAAAAG
Messenger RNA from Oldenlandia corymbosa var. corymbosa, 1345 nucleotides. NCBI's taxonomy places the organism in Eukaryota, Viridiplantae, Streptophyta, Magnoliopsida, Gentianales, Rubiaceae. The record is from the annotation of a GenBank genome assembly.